Coturnix japonica (Japanese quail) is the source of this 858-nucleotide messenger RNA. NCBI's taxonomy places the organism in Eukaryota, Metazoa, Chordata, Aves, Galliformes, Phasianidae. The record is from RefSeq and is a predicted model, not a curated record.
CCCCGCACCACUUUGGGCCAAAUCCGCUCUAUUUUUGGUCACCCCUCUCCCCUUACAGCAACGUGGCGGCCGGCAGCCAAUAGGAUCGCUCGGGGGGCGGGCCCUAGCCGGCUAGACGGCUUCCCAUUGGCUGAGAGGGUUGAGGAUGCCUCUUUGUGCUGUUGGCUGUUCCUGUCCCUGCUGUUCCUUGGGGGCGGUUCCCCUCCCCCCUCCCCACCCCGGGGUCUCCCCGUUGAUCUCCCUGGGGUCCCCCACGACGACUCCACGGCUUUCUCCAACGACCACGACGCCUUCCUGGGCCCCGACCAGGCCCGAGCCUUCGACCAGCUGCAGCCCGAGGAGAGCAGGAGGCGCCUGGGGCUGAUUGUGGGGCGGAUCGAUGCUGACGGUGACGGGUCGGUGACGGAGGCGGAACUUGAGACCUGGAUCGAACGGACCCGACGAAGGUCGAGGGAAGAGAGCGUGAAACGGGGACGGGAACAAUACGACCGGAACCGGGACGGGAACGUGGGGUGGGAGGAGUAUCGGGAUGAGACAUAUGGGGCACCAGGUUCCGACGUUGGUUCCGUGUCGGAUCCGUCCCUUUAUUCCCGUUUGGCGGCUCGCGAUGAACGUCGGUUCCGAGCUGCCGACCGCGACGGGAACAUGGCGGCCGACGAGGAGGAGCUGGGCGCCUUCCUGCACCCCGAGGACUAUGAGCACAUGCAGCACCUCGUGGCCAUCGAAACCAUUGAGGACAUGGACAAGGAUGGGGACGGCUUCAUCCAGCUGGAGGAGUACAUCGGUGAGGGGGGGCACCGAGACCCCAACCCACCUGAGACCCCUAACCCCUAUACCCCCCCAUAUCCCCCCUAUAAC